Molecule: messenger RNA, 2439 nt
Organism: Opisthocomus hoazin
Lineage: Eukaryota; Metazoa; Chordata; Aves; Opisthocomiformes; Opisthocomidae
Source: RefSeq, a predicted model, not a curated record
GAGCUGAAGAAGCCUGUCAGCCUGGGCACUCCGGCCUCCCUCAAGAAGGGCAAGACCCCUCCAGUGGCCGUGACCUCCCCCAUCACCCACACGGCCCAGAGCACCCUCAAAGUGGCAGGCAAGCCCGAGACCAAAGCCACCGACAAGAGCAAGCUGUCUGUGAAGAGCACAGGCCUGCAGCGCUCCUCCUCUGACGCCGGCCGUGACCGCAUCGCCGAUGCCAAGAAGCCGCCCUCCGGCCUCACGCGCCCCUCAGCCGCCAGCUCCUUCGGCUAUAAGAAACCCCUGGACUUGCCCUCCUCCAGCGAGCUGCACCCCCCACACACUGCCAAGCUCCAGGACCUGCACCCGGCGGGUGGGCACCUCGCGCCCUGCUUCAGCCCCAGUCCUGCCCCCAUCCUCAACAUCAACUCAGCCAGCUUCUCCCAGGGCCUGGAGCUCAUGGGUGGCUACAGCGUUCCCAAGGAGGGCAGGAUGUACCCCAAGCUCUCAGGCCUGCACCGCAGCAUGGAGUCCCUGCAGAUGCCCAUGAGUCUGCCCAGUGCCUUUUCGGGGGGCAGCACCACCACCCCCCCCCCUGCUGCUGCACCCCCGGCCAGCACGGAGGAGGAGGAAGAGGCAGGGGAACUGGGCUGGAGCGGGAGCCCCCGGCUCGCACACCUGGACAGUGCCAACCGUGACAGGAACACGCUGCCCAAGAAAGGGUUGAGGUAAAGGAGCCAGAAUCACUUUAGGAUGGUGCUGGGGAGGGAGGCCUCGCCCGCCCCCCUCCCCAGGGCGCGGGUCGGGAAGGGUCCCCUCACCAGCAUCGGCAGCCCCACUGCCGCCGCAACCCCGCGGAUCACCCGCUCCAACAGCAUUCCCACCCACGACUCCACCUUCGAGCUCUACAGCGCGUCCCCGAUGGGCAGCACCCUCUCCCUGGCCGACAAGCCCAAGGGCAUGAUCCGCUCGGGCUCCUUCCGGGACCCUGUGGACGACGCUGUGGGUGCUCAGUCGUUUCUCCACCUCUCCCAGGCCAACCUGGUGGCAGCUUUUGAGCAGAGCCUGGUGAGCAUGACGUCCCGCCUGCGGCACUUGGCUGAGACCGCCGAGGAGAAGGACACGGAGCUGCUGGACCUGCGAGAGACCAUUGACUUCCUGAAGAAGAAGAACUCGGAGGCCCAAGCUGUGAUCCAGGGUGCCCUGAACGGCACCGAUGUCACCCCCAAAGAGCUGCGCAUCAAGCGGCAGAACUCCUCUGACAGCAUCUCCAGCCUCAACAGCAUCACCAGCCACUCCAGCAUCGGCAGCAGCAAGGACGCCGACGUGUACGAGCUACGCAGCUCCUUCAACAAGGCCUUCAGCAUCAAGAAGGGACCCAAAUCAGCCUCGUCCUACUCGGAUAUUGAGGAGAUUGCCACGCCGGACUCGUCGGCCCCCUCCUCCCCGAAGCUGCAGCAUGGCUCCACAGAGACCGCCUCGCCCUCCAUCAAAUCCUCCCACUCCUCCUCCGUGGGCAUCGACACGGCUGAGCUCUUCCAGGCCCACAGCGAACUGGUUCUCCCCCAGCUGGAGGUGGAUCUCCUGAAGGCCGAGAACGACCGGCUCAAAGUGGCCCCAGGGCCCUCGGCAGUGCCAGGCUCUGUCCCUGGCCAUGUCACGAGCACGUCGGCCUCCUCGUCACCGCGGCGCUCGCUAGGUCUCGCCCUUGGCCAUGCCUUCAGCCCCAGCCUGGGGGACGCAGAUGUGUCCCCCAUGGAUGCCGUCAGCGCUGGCGCCCAGAAGGACGAGCUGAUGCUGCGGAUCGUGGUGCGCAUGCCACCGCAGCACAUCAUCAAGGGGGACCUCAAGCAGCAGGAGUUUUUUCUGGGCUGGACCAAGGUGAGCGGGAAGGUGGACUGGAAGAUGCUGGAUGAGGCUGUCUGCCAGGUCUUUAAGGAUUACAUCACCAAGAUGGAUCCUGCUUCCACGCUGGGGCUCAGCACUGAGUCCGUCUACGGCUACAGCAUCAGCCACCUCAAGCGAAUCCUGGACAAGGAGCCGCCCAACCCCUAUGUCAUUGGGACCACCAACCAGCCUGUGAAGAUGACCCCAAACCAUGGCCUCCAUCUCAGCUUCAGGAUGCUGACCUUCUCCAACAACGUGGAGCCGGCCAACGGCUUCCUGGUGCGCUACCUGCGGCGGAAGCUGCUGGAGUCGGACACGGACAUCAACGCCAACAAGGAGGAGCUGCUGCGUGUGCUGGACUGGGUGCCCAAGCUCUGGUACCACUUGCACACCUUCCUGGAGAAACACAGCACCUCCGACUUCCUCAUCGGUCCCUGCUUCUUCCUGUCCUGCCCCGUUGGAAUCGAUGAUUUCCGGACCUGGUUCAUCGACCUGUGGAACAACUCCAUCAUCCCUUACCUGCAGGAGGGGGCGAAAGAUGGGCUCAAGGUAUCCAGAGCUGCCUGGCAU